This is a messenger RNA of Fundulus heteroclitus (mummichog), 1616 nucleotides long. RefSeq names its product cell surface glycoprotein CD200 receptor 1. Gene Ontology annotation, molecular function: signaling receptor activity. Bases 267 to 1175 code for a protein of 302 amino acids. NCBI's taxonomy places the organism in Eukaryota, Metazoa, Chordata, Actinopteri, Cyprinodontiformes, Fundulidae. Gene Ontology annotation, biological process: regulation of neuroinflammatory response. The record is from RefSeq and is a predicted model, not a curated record. The transcript is spliced from 7 exons.
GGGGAAGAGAAAGAACAAGGGAGGGAUUAGUUUAGUCACACAUCUUAUAUAUAGGCCUCAUUUUGGAGGCGUGUGAAGGAUUCUAGGUUGGGGUGCAUGAGGCAGUGGCGCAGCGUCAGUCAAGCUCAGACUGAAGGUUGAAGGAAAGUGAAACAGCACGAGCAAAGCAAGCACAGGAUCUUGGCUUGAUGCGAUGGUUUCAAGAUAAUUUUUUUUUUUUUUUACUGCAACAAGUUUGCUGAAGAAGGAAAUCAUAAAUCAGAGACAUGAUUUGGAUUUAUAUCUCGAUCUUCAUCUUCUUCUUCACUGAAUCAUGGAGCUCGGCUCAAGGAAAUACUAACUCAAAUACCUCUGUGAUCUCAAACUCAACUGCUUCACCUCCGAAGGUUUAUGUCAACAGAAAGGCAGUUUACAAUCUUGGGAGCACUGUGGAACUGCAGUGCAGUAAUAGGACGUGGAUAAAGACAAUGUUUGUUAUCUGGGACAUUGAACUGAACCACAAAAAGUGCAAGAUUUCCUUUAGUAAUGAAGGCGAAAGCUUUGACUCCUGCAACGAUGGAAAGUCUAUCCGAAACAAUUCAAUUGGUCAGUCAUUCCUGCACAUCCCAAACUUUUCAGCCAGUGAUGUUGGGGCUUACAAGUGUGAAUUAGUUUACACCGGAGGAAAUGACAAUUUUAUCACUGAAGUGGAUGUCACAGCUCCUCCUGAAUUAUCUGCCUGGUUAGAACGUCGGAACAACAAGAUGGUGGCAGUGUGCAGAGCAGAAAGAGGGAAACCUGCUGCUAACAUCAGCUGGAGUCUUGCAGGAAAUGAGUCUGUGACACAGCAGCAGGACCCAGAUGGAUCAGUAACAGUGGAGAGUCAGCUGGAGAACCCUGAACUCAUGGAUCCAGAAAACCUGACCUGCAUUGUCCGGCACAAGUUUUGGGACCAGGAGAAGACUUUGGUACCAAAACUCAGAGAAGCUCCUCCUAUGCUUUGGAUCCUCAUCCCUGUUAUUGGGAUAAUCUUUCUCCUUUUGACAGGUUUCGCUGUCAUUGCACUAAAAAAAGUAAUAAUUCACAGACAAUGUGAAGAGGCAGACACACCAUCUAAAUCACCCCCGACAGAGGACGUGGAGGAAGUCGAGCCUUAUGCUAGCUACGUUCAACGUGUGAACUCUAUAUACAACUAAUCUGGAGAUGUGUUUGCAUGAGACUCCUGUAUAUGCAACAAGGUCGCACACUGAAAUGCACAUCAUGGGACUUGAUGCGAGAAAGUGAGGGCUGUGAAACUGAGAAAUGGUGAAAUAGUAAGAAGAAGAAGUCAGCAGAGUGAAAUAAAAGGUUUCCGGUAAGAGAGGGAAGCCUCUCGCUUCAAAGCCGUCCCAACAAGCAGCUCAGACUGAUGGAACAGGGGAUGUACCUGGUGUCAGAAAUAGGCUCUCAUUCACCAUGUGUGCUGCCCACUGCUCUCUGUGAGUAGGUAUCAUGGGGAACUUUAAUAAUUGCUGCAGAUGCAAUGAACCGAUGAGCUGGAAAGAAUGGCUAUGCAAGCCAGAUGGAGGAUACAUUGACUACUAAUGACUAUGGAUGUUGACUGUAAUUAUGUAAAAUAAUGAAAUAAUUUAUCAGCU